Aureobasidium namibiae CBS 147.97 is the source of this 1710-nucleotide messenger RNA. RefSeq lists its product as uncharacterized. Lineage: Eukaryota; Fungi; Ascomycota; Dothideomycetes; Dothideales; Saccotheciaceae. Gene Ontology annotation, cellular component: P-body. The record is from RefSeq and is a predicted model, not a curated record. Gene Ontology annotation, biological process: cytoplasmic stress granule assembly; P-body assembly. Gene Ontology annotation, molecular function: mRNA binding. The coding region runs from base 1 to 1710 and encodes 569 amino acids. The transcript has 4 exons.
AUGUCCGAAUUCAUCGGAUCGCGCAUCUCUCUCAUCUCCAAGAGCGACAUCAAAUACGUCGGUACACUACACGAGAUCAACUCGGAGAACUCGACAGUCGCCUUGGAAAAUGUCAAGUCAUUCGGAACUGAAGGCCGUCGCGGCAACCCAGACGACGAGAUCCCGCCCAAUGACCAGAUCUACGACUACAUUGUCUUCCGUGGAAGCGAUGUCAAGGACUUGACCAUUGUCGAGCCUCCCAAGGAGAACAAGCCUCAGCCUCCUCAGGUCCCCAAUGACCCCGCCAUCCUCGGUGCCGCAAGACCUCAUGGCGCACCCGGCGCUCCUCAAGCACCACCAUCUGGUCCCCAGGGCGCUUUCUCUCAGCCCAACCAGCAGCAACAGCAGCAGCAGUGGCGCGGUCCCCAAGGUCCUCAAGGCCCUCAACAACCCCCACCUUUCCCUCCAUACGGCUACCCUCCUCCUCCCCAGGGCAACUCGCGCUUCGGUCCUCCCGCAGGUCCUCACGGCUUCCCCAAUGCUCCUCCUCAGUUUUACGGUCCUCCCCCACCAGGUUGGUACCCUCCUCCAGGACAGGGCUUCCCUCAGGGCCCACCCGGACACUUCCCUCCUCAGCCCAUCGGUCCUCCUGGCCAACAGCAACAACAAAACCAGCAGCAACAGCCCCAAUCUCAGCAGCAGAGAUCUCCUGACGCGCAGACUCCUGCUCCUCCGAAGAAGCAGCCCGAGUCCGCUAAGGACGCGGCCGCCUUCCCUCCUCAAAUCCCCGACCAAAAGCCUGCACCUUCAGCAGAACAGACUCCCUCUUUCGAGGCUGCCGCUCCUCCCCCGCCUGUAGACUCGAAGCCCGAUGUUGCCGCGGCUACUGCUCCUGCUCAGUCGCAGCAGAAGCCUCCUACUGGUCCUAAGAACACCCGUGUUGCCGUCCCGCUUGUUCCUCUCAGCGCAAAGCCUGGCAACGCACCCAACAACUUGGCCCAACAGCAACAGAGUGCUACGCAAACCGCCGCCGCCGCUGUGGCUGCCGCUAUGGCCAAGCUUCCCAUCUCAGCUAAUGCUCCUGCUGACACCAGCGUUGACAACUUGACAAAGCGUGUCGGCGACAUGCGCACGAACGACGGACCUAGACAUCCUCGCCAGCCUGGGCCUGGUGGGUUCGUUCCUGGUAACCGUGGAGGCCGUGGUGGAAGACGCCCUAGCAAUCGCGAUCUUGCCAAACCAGUCGAGGUUCCCACAACAGAUUUCGACUUCGAGACUAGCAACGCCAAAUUCAACAAGCAGGAUCUGGUAAAGGAGGCUAUCGCGACUGGCUCCCCUCUAGGUACACCCACCGCCGACGAGCCCGACCACUUCCAGGACGAUUUAAUCAACGGCCAGGAAGCCCCUCAAGCCGACCGCGAGGUAGUCAUCCCUGGCGCCACUUACAACAAGUCAAGCUCGUUCUUCGACAACAUCUCAUCCGAGCUCAAGGACAGACAGGCCGCUCAAGAAGACGGAAGACGCAUGGGAGGCAUGGAGUUCAGAACUGAGGAACGCAAGAAGAACUUUGAGACCUUCGGCCAAGCCAACGUGGACAAUGGAUUCCGUGGUGGCUUCCGUGGUCGCGGCCGCGGCAGAGGUUUCGGGCGUGGUGGCCAGCGCGGUGGCUUCGCUCCCCGAGGCGGAUAUGUGCCUCGAGGCCGCGGUGCAAGCUUUGCUGGCGAGUCUUAG